Setaria italica (foxtail millet) is the source of this 1328-nucleotide messenger RNA. Its product is annotated as polygalacturonase inhibitor 1. Bases 172 to 1179 code for a protein of 335 amino acids. The record is from RefSeq and is a predicted model, not a curated record. The transcript has a single exon. Gene Ontology annotation, molecular function: protein binding. NCBI's taxonomy places the organism in Eukaryota, Viridiplantae, Streptophyta, Magnoliopsida, Poales, Poaceae.
UUUCGGCUGGUUGUGCAUUAUCAAAUAUAGAAGCAUGUGCACUUUAGCAUCCAUGUUUUUCUCCACUUAGUCGCAUCACUCCAUUGCUGAGAGACCUACUUUCUUCAUGCUCCUAUAUUAAGCAGAGGCACACAACCAGAGUUUUCAGCCACUCAACCAACAAAGGAAUAUAUGGCGGAGUCUAGCCUUCCCCCUUCCUCUUUGCUUCUUAUCCUGUUGUUUAUCUUCUUCUCCAAUGCUUUCAGCAUGCCAUCAGCCAUGGAUUGCAACAGCAGUGACCGUGAUGCUCUCCUAAAGAUCAAGGAGCAGCUUGGUAACCCUCCCGAGCUAUCCUCAUGGCUCCCAGCCACGAACUGCUGUGCCUGGGAUAACUCCAUUAUAUGCUCCGAGACUGGACGCAUCUACCUUGUGGCCCUAUUUCGACUCAAUGUCACAGCUCCCAUCCCUUCAGCCUAUGGUGACCUGCCGAUGCUGCAAACCAUCCAGCUUGACAACAUGCCGGGGCUGUAUGGUCCUAUCCCCUCCUCCUUCGCUAAGCUCUCACACCUUGAGUUCCUUGACAUCAUUGGCACACAAGUCUCUGGGCCGCUUCCUGACUUCCUGGCAAAGACCAACCUCAGUGCUCUGACCAUCACAAAUUGCAAGCUUACAGGGCCUAUUCCCCGGUCUCUGGGUCGCCUCUCCAACCUCAGAUAUAUAGACCUCAGCGGCAACAUGCUCAGUGGGUUUAUACCUCCUGGAUUGCUUCAUGGAAGCUUCCAAUUCCUCAUCCUGUCCAAUAACAGGCUCACAGGACAGAUCCCAGAGGAUUAUGCCAAUGGAGACAUUGACACCAUUGAUCUUUCACACAACCAGCUCACUGGUGACCCAUCAUUCUUAUUUGAUAUCGCAAAGCCAAUGAUGAAGAUUGAUCUUUCAUGGAAUGAGCUUGUAUUCGACAUGACGAAAGUCAGGUUUCCCUACCACCUGACCUAUUUGGACCUCAGUCAUAACCAUAUCAAAGGAGGGGUGUCCAAGUCCCUGAAGGAUAUAAAGCUUGGGCACUUCAAUGUCAGCUACAAUGAUCUUUGUGGUGAGAUACCAACUGGGCGGUUCAUGAUAUACCAUGGAGCAGAUUCCUAUGUUCAUAACAAGUGCCUCUGUGGCACACCUUUACCCCCCUGCAAGAAACGGCAGUAAAGAAUAAUUAGCUUGGCGAAUAAAGCAAUAAGUAGCAGGAUGUACGGUUAAAGAUUGCGACUAGCGCUCUGAUUUCUCUUCUGGAUUUGGUUAGAUGUGAAGUGCACUGUUUUAUUUUUGUGAGCCGUUUGUUUGAGAUCAACAGGUUA